CAAUUGGCAUUUUACUUGUUUUUGGAUGAGCAAAAACUGUGUCACAUUUUGCGUUUUAACGGCUUCUAACAGUCUUAGAAACAAUUUAGUAUUUUAUUUAGAUACUCAUUUUAAAAUAGUACAUAUUUCGGUAAAUAUUGGCUACAUGAGUGUGGUGUAAAUCCCAUAACAUACUUUUGUUAUGAUAAAGGUUUAUCCUUGAGUAUUUUUUGGAACGUAGAAAACAUGGAACCUCCGCGACAUUCAGAAUCAGAUACUGUGGAAUACUGGAAGAAACAAGCUAAACACUAUGAGCAAAAGGCAAUUGAUAUGCAACAAGAAUUGGAUGAGUACACGGAAAAUUCAGCACAGUUGGAAAAAGAACUUGAAGCUUCACUUUUACAAGUUGAGAAACAGAACAGAGAUCUAGAACAUCAAAAUCAGCGGCUAAAAAAUGAAAUAGAAUCACUUAAGAAUAAAUUAGAAAGAAGUCAACAUGAAACAAAUGCAUUGGAAAAUGAAGUGCAAUCACUCAAAAUAGAACAGGACAAAAAAGCUGAAUACAUCAGAGAGUUGGAGCAAAAAAAUGAUGAUUUGGAAAGAGGGCAAAGGGUUGUCUCUGAAUCAGUGUCUUGCAUAGAGGCAUUGUUAAAUCAGGCAUAUGAAAGAAAUGCUGUUUUAGAAAGUGAAGUUGAUGAAAUAGAAACACUAAAAGUGAGAUUACAACGAGCUACAGAUGAAGCUAGAGAUCUGAAGCAGGAACUGAAAGUAGUAGAAAAACUCCCAAUGCACAGAAAGGAAGAUGAUAGUACAAAUGAAAAUGCAAUGGUCAAUGGGCACCACACUUCCUCCAGAGCAGUGGAAACAGAAACCCAAACAGUUUUACCUUCACCACAAAAACGCGAAAUCAAUGGUAAUGCCAUGACACCGUCAGCCAGAGUAUCCGCUAUCAACAUUGUGGGUGAUUUGCUCCGUAAAGUUGGGCUUGAAAGGUUUCUUUGCCGUGAAUGUGGUAAGAUCAAAUGCUCGUGUGACGCUCAACCUCCAGACUUGAGUGAAGCCGCCAAGUCAACCGAGUUCUCCCAUGCCUGUGAUAACACCGAUAACAGCAUAGACGCUUCCAUAGAAUAUAGAAACCCUAAAGUGUUCAUACGUCAAUCUUCUGGACCUGAUCCAAUAACACAAAAACACCAGUUAAAGCACAGAUCCUCAGAGGAAGGAUUUUCUAGGCCCGGCGUGGGGGAGAAUGGGAAAUUAAGACGAUCUUUCGCUGUGAGGUCCAGGGAGGGGCUUGAAAAUCUGUUGAGCUUCGGUUCUAUUCGGAAAGGACAACCAAGAGCGAAUCCAAAGCAGACUUUAGCACGAUAACAUAUACCUGUAGUAGUGAAUUGUCUAGUGGCUCGUACACAAAUACCUGUUUAAUACCACCCACAAGGGUCACCUCCGCUUCUAAGAAUAUUAAAUAGAUGGAAAAAUUGUUGAUAUAGUUCUGAUUAUAGUUUUUUCCUAUAUAUUUAUAUUCCUCAAAGCUAAGGUGGUUUACAGGGCAGUAGCACACAAAUAUACCAACAUUGUGUUUGGUAAUUUUAUGCUUUAAUCUUUCAGUUCAUAGUUGUUGUUAGUAGGAGUUUGUAGCCGUAAUCUUGUAAACUUGACUAGACAGAAUGUAACCACGUAUUCCUUUGACCAUAAAGCAAAAAAAUAGGACCAUAACUGGCAAUCAUACUUUUCUGUGAUACGAAAAGCGAUCCUUUAGAUUGAACUAGUCAAGUUUUAAUUCGAUAAAAAAUGAUUGUAGUUAUCGAGUUUAGCACAACAAUUAUUAAAUAGGUUCAGAUAUUUUCUACAUCUAAAUCCUGUAUCCAAUGUGAUAUUUUAGCAUCUCAACAUGGUCGGGAAUAAAUGAUUAAAAUCUGUUGGAUAUAACUUACUUAGAUUACGGUGUUUACUUAAUUGCAGUGUACAUAACAUGAUGUAUAAUAAUGUACUGUUUUUCAUUAUUGAAAAUGAUAUUUUUAGAUGCAUGAUUUACACGUGAAUUUAUUAUACUAUGUAUUGAGUUAUAUUUCCCCAGUAAUAUUUUUUUGUGUGCGUAAUUAGACACGGUGAAGGCUUUAACAGCACAUUAUUUCCCAUCACCUACUAAUAUUAGUAUCAUUCAUAUAUUGUACUUUUCUUCAUUGUAGGCUUUGGAAUCAAAGUUAGCAUCGUGUCGUGGUACGGUUAGACCUAAAGAGCAUUCACCAAAUUCAAGCUCAGAUGUGAAUAAGGACUACAGGUGUGUACUCAAGAACUAAUACGCUGUUUGUCAUCGGCAACUCAUCGCCACUGCACUGCAAAACUUAGUUGCAGACUUAGCACUUAGUGUGAUAUUGGUACACAAGUAAAAUAAUGUAGAUUGGAUGUAUAUUUUCGUAAAAUUGUCUGAGUUAAGCACUUAAGAAAAGUAAUAUCAAAGAAGCUUUAAAUCUGCUUCAUACUUAAAUAUAAACUAACUUGUGUACUAGAAUUAACAUCACUUUUCCUAUAAUUUGCUAUAAACUGUGAUGAAAAAUGAAGAUAUUGUAAGGAAUGGUAAAUGUAGUACUAAUUAUCUAAUUUUGGCCUACCCACCGGCGUAAAAAACACGUUAUUUGCGGCACACAAAGGCUUCUGUAGAUCUGUAGAUACCUUUGGAUUAUGAGUUUGAGGACUUCACGACCACAUAGUGUCUAUAAUGGACCAUCAUUUAAGUACUUGUAAAAAAGUGUGCCGUCCGUCUAAGAUCUGAACGAUAUAAAUAAAAAUAUAAUUUAAUUUACUGUAAUAUAAUAAAAUCGUUAAUUCUAUCAGAUAUAUGUAUUCUUUAUUAAUGAAGUAUAUUGCAUUGGCGCCCGAAUCAAAUCUUGAUAUGGUUAUCUGCCUGCGCGCGUGUAAGCUAUCGCUAGCUUAAAUUGGUGGACAAAAUAUUUUGAAGUGAUAAUUUAUGUAAAUAAUUAGAAUUCAUAUGAAAUUGUUAAAAAAAAUAUAAUAUUAAUUAAAUUAAUUUCUGGAAUAUACAAACAAAUCUGUAGAAUCUAAUACAGAUGUAGUACAUAAUUGUUUUCCUUCGUAGUUUCUAGGAAACGUUCGUAUUUGGCUUGCUUUCAGUCAACCUCAGUACUUUUUAAACCGAGACUGACUGAAAGAGUACGUACGUUGUACGUUUCCGUGAAAAUACGAAGGAAAGCAAUUAUGCACUACAUCUGUACUGAAUACUCACCGGACUGAUUUUGAUAUCUUAGUUGUUUUCGUAAAUGGAUAAAAUAAAUAAAAGAACUAAUAGAUGCAGAUAUAACAAAAAUAAGUAGACAAUAUUGGCAGUUUACAGAAAAUGUUAACUUAAUAUACCCAUAUACUUACGUGUUUGUUUUUAACAAAAUCUUCAAUCAUUAAUUUCCUGACUCUUAUUAUAAAAUAACGAAUGGGCAUUCAAUGUCGACAAGACGUAUUUUAUUUAACAUCGUAAUUAACCAUUGUCAUCUAAAAUAAUAUAUAUUAUACAUAUUUUUAAUAUUUAAUUUCUAUAAUUAUUGGUCAUCUUCAUUGUUAAUCCAUUUCGACCCCCAUACUCCAUUUUGUAAGCAUGGUAUGUCUGUCGUUCAGUAAUCUAUAAGCAGCCUUUCUAACAAACAACAAUGUUCCUCAGUUUCGAUUAUAGCAAUAAAAUAAUUUCUAAUAGAUAUAAUUACUGUUGUAAGACAUCGUCAUUUGUGCUCACACUAUUAACUGAUGAAAUGAUCAAGUUUAUAUUAAAUGAUAGAUAAAAUAAAGCAUAUACUCUUGUUACACAUAGUCUUGCCUUAUUGUACUACUUCAGUAUAGAUUUCAUUUAUAUGACAAGAGAUUUAGCCUCUCUCUUUAGCUCUAAUAGAAACAACUAGUUUUUUUUUAAAUUUGUGUGGUAAUGAUAUCUAAUGAUAUGAAUUUACUGUAAAUGUAUUAGUUUCCACGCUUUCUUAUUGCCACGCCUGUUGUCACAAGUGUUAAGUAGAUUCUAUUGAGUUAAAAAGGGAAAGUAAAUAAUGAAGACUUCUAAAUCGUAAAGAUUUUCUAAAAUGAAUUGUUCAUUAUAGGCUUUACUUUAACAAGCUCUCAGUCCUAUAUAAUUGCGUAAUUAUGGUGUUUGACCGUCGCUCCUGUUAUAAAAUUAUAACUUCAUCUAUUUAAGCUUUAAGUUUUAGAUGUCGUAAUAAUACAAUUUACAAGCGAAGGCCAAAACGUUGUACAAAAUUAAUGGGAAAGAGACUUCCUAAAGUGAUGUUGACGACAUAUUAAGAAGGCAUAACUUUUUGAAAUGUUUAGCAGUCUUAAUUAUUCACUUAUCUUUGACUUACAUCGUAGCUGUCUGUAUUACAGACUCUGUAACACGUUGUUGCUAAGGCCCCCCCCACAUCUGGCGUCUUUCGAGCGUCGGCGUCGGUCCAGCGCUAUGGAAAAUGACGUCGCUGCGCAGUUGCGUCGACGCUGCGUCGACGUUGCGUCGACGUCGGCCAUAGAAUUGUGGACGCCGACGCUCGAAAAACGCCAGAUGUGGGGUGGCCCUAAUGCUCUAGGCGUGAAGAGAGAAUUAUUCUUACAACCAGAUACUUAGUUCUGAUGUUUUGUUAAAUUUUCAAGCAUUUAUUCCAUGUGAUGGAGGUGAAACAGUUAUUUUGUGCGCAAUUUAAUAUUGAACAAUAUUAAACCAUAAGUCAAAACUU
Cydia fagiglandana is the source of this 4700-nucleotide messenger RNA. RefSeq names its product nuclear distribution protein nudE-like 1 (gene nudE). Gene Ontology annotation, biological process: centrosome localization; mitotic centrosome separation; vesicle transport along microtubule. The coding region runs from base 226 to 1347 and encodes 373 amino acids. The record is from RefSeq and is a predicted model, not a curated record. The transcript is spliced from 7 exons. Gene Ontology annotation, molecular function: microtubule binding. Gene Ontology annotation, cellular component: kinesin complex; kinetochore; centrosome. NCBI's taxonomy places the organism in Eukaryota, Metazoa, Arthropoda, Insecta, Lepidoptera, Tortricidae.